This is a messenger RNA of Pygocentrus nattereri (red-bellied piranha), 2219 nucleotides long. It is a transcript of the gene neurod6b, whose product is annotated as neuronal differentiation 6b. The coding region runs from base 186 to 1079 and encodes 297 amino acids. Gene Ontology annotation, molecular function: protein dimerization activity. Lineage: Eukaryota; Metazoa; Chordata; Actinopteri; Characiformes; Serrasalmidae. The record is from RefSeq and is a predicted model, not a curated record. The transcript is spliced from 2 exons.
AGAGAGAGAGAGCAUGCAUGCAUACAUACACGUGUGUGUGUGUGUGUGUGUGUGUGUGUGUGUGUGUGUGUGAGUGAGAGAUUAAAGGAAUCUCCUCCAGUCUCUCAGUAACACAUGGAAGCUGCUGCUGAAGCCGAGAGGAAUUUAGAACAUGCAGACUAAACACUGAAGGAGAAUCAGGAACAAUGCUAACCGUCCCGUUUGAAGAAGCGCACGCCACGCGCGAGCUCCGGUUCGGCGCGUCCAACGUGGGGUCGAAGGAGACGACAGAGGAAGAGGAGGAGGACGAAGAGGAGCGGGACGGGAGGAGAGGACCACGCCGGAGGAGAGGAGGAGGAGGAGGUGGAGCAGGGGGUUCUGGCUGCACGGAGCGGUCGCGAGCGCGGCGUCAGGAGGCGAAUGCGCGCGAGCGCACGCGCAUGCACGGCCUGAACGACGCGCUGGAGAGCCUGCGGCGCGUGGUGCCGUGUCACUCCAAGACGCAGAAGCUGUCCAAGAUCGAGACGCUGCGCUUGGCCAGGAACUACAUCCGGGCCCUGUCGGAGACGCUGCGCGCGGGCACGCGGCCCGACUUGCUGGCGUUCGCACGCACGCUCUGCUCGGGCCUCUCGCAGCCCACCACCAACCUGGUGGCGGGGUGCCUGCAGCUCAACGCCGCGCGCUUCCUCGCGGACCACGGCGGCGGAGCAGGAGAGGCGCACUAUGACUCGGCCUACGGGGCCACGCCCAUAGGCCACGCCCACCACGCCGGAAGCAGCUCCGGGAGCGUGGACAGCGCCAAGCCACUUCGACCCUACGGCUACUGCUCCUCGUCUGCUUACGAGCACAGCGGCGGCUACGAGCUGAGCAGCUGCGGCCCGAGACUCGAGCCCCCCCUCAGCUACGACGGCAUCUUCUCGUUCAGGACGCGCGAGCACGAGGCCGCGACGGCGGCAGCCGCGGCAGCGGCGGCCGCGGCAGCGCGCGCCAAAGACUCUCAGUACACGCACAGCGGCGCGCUCACGCACUUUCCCUACGAGCUGCACCUGCACCAGACCUUCCAGAGCCAGGACGAGCUCAACACGGGCUUCCACAGCUAAACCGAGACCGCCUGGAACGGUUUACAGUUAAAUGGAGAAAUAAUCGAAUAUUUCUCCAUUAAUCGUUAAAUUUCAAGGUCGAAAAGAGACCAUGUUUGAACCAUGACCGCUUAAAGAGCUGAACACUUGUAUUCAUAGUAUCCACAGAUCACAGAGACACGCUGUGGAAAAUACAGUUUUCACAGAAACAGAAAUGCUGUGAUUAUCACGAGAAUCGCAGUUUUAAAAAGAGACUUUUUUCUUGCAGUCUUAACAGUUAAAGAAGGAAUUCACAAAACUCGCAGUUAAUAAUUUCCCAUAGGCUUUUUCCAUGUAGACUUAAAAUGAAAUAAAAUGUUAAAAUCCCUCAUUCUGUUCCCCUCCAAUAAACCUAAUCUGACUCAAACUAUUCUAAAAUAAGCAUUUCACCUCAUUUCCUGUCCCUUUUAAUUAACGUAACCCUGUUUGUUCAUACGGGUUAUUUAUGAUUCUUAUUUAUGAAAAGAGGAACAGACUCUCAGAACCUGCUGAGUUUGUUGAUGAUGUUUAUCUGAGUCCAAUCAGCAAUAAAGGGAAUAAAUCAGGAGCUAUGCAACGCAGAGCGGUGUCCUCCAUACGGAUUGAACACGUGUACAUAUGACUGGAGGAUUUAAGAGGUGGUUUAAUGUGUAAACAGACACGAUCAGGACCGUUUGUGAGUGAAGUGUGGAGCAGUUUAUCUGAGUCGACCAGAAUCAGAGGAUUUUAACUGAACUAUUUAAUAAUGAAUCAAUUAUUCGACCUUCCUGAAGUUACAGCCCUCAGAGUGAAUGAUGACGAUGUGUGUGUGCGUGUGUGUGUGUGUGUGUGUGUGUGUGUGUGGGUGGGUGUGUUUGUGUGUGGGUGGGUGGAGGAGAAAUCAACUGCAUUUGUAUUUAAAACACCAUCAGAAUAAAUCUCCAAUAUAAUCUGAUGAGUUAUGUUGUACUUUUGGAUUUAUUUUAACUUUGUUUACAUAAUAAGAGUCGCUGCUGAGCUCUAAUAAAGACAUUGUGGGCGAAAAAAACCUGAUACAUUCAGAUUGUUCAGAGUGUUUUCAGGCUGCAUUCAACUAGAUUUUUUUCCCCCCCGCGGGCUCAGAUUAUGUGUGUUUAUUUGUUUAUUUUUAUUGUAAAUCUUAUU